AUGAACGGACAAGUGAAAAGCGGGCAGGGGCGGCGGGCUAGCCCCUCCAAGGUGGAGAGAGUCACGAACAGCGAAGCGGAAAAGAAGGAGUUCUGCCUCUUCUACAUCUGCGAAUUGCUCAACACGAUUUAUUCCACGUAUAAAAAUAGCAAACCCAUUUACGUGCAUUUUGUUUGCUCCAAGGAGCGAGGGAGUGAAAGCGAAGGAGAGAGCGAACGUUCAAGCGGCAGCAAAAGUGGAAGCAAACGUGAAAGUAUAUUCGAACGAAAAAGUCAAAAUAGAACCAUUUCCGGGAGGAAAGGUUUCCAUUACACCCCCAACUCGGUGCUGGAACAAUAUUUCCCCGACUAUUUUAAAAACGUGCACUUCCUCUGUGCACACUAUGCUAUGUGGGCAAAUCAGCCAAGUAAUGAUGAAAGCAAAGGGGAUUCCCCUAGCAGAGGCAACCUGAACGAUGGAUCGAACAAACAAAAAAGAAGAGGCAGCAUCACCGACAAUCCUGGUGAUCAAAGUAAAUCAACUUACCGAAAGGAACAGACCUUUUACUUUAUUUUCACCUUUUACAUGGAGCCAAAUUUUUUAUGGGAAGAAAUAAAUAUACCUAUAUUUCACGACAGGGGCUAUAUCGAUUGCAAGUUUGACUGCGUCAGCAAUUUUAUGAAAUUGAAUGACGGGGUGAAUGUGAUAAACCGGAUCAAGUUGCGGGCACACAAUCAGACGCUCAUUCAGUGCAUUCGGGGGGGUACAGCAAGCAGUGCCUCCCCCAAGGAAUGUGUUCUCAACGGUGGUAAUAAAAAUACUAGCGUUUUGAAUGGAGGUAAUAACAAAACUAGCCUUUUGAAUGGAGUUGAUUCCACGAAUCAGCCACAGGGAGAUGUGCACCUCCUGCCCUUUUUCACCUCAAGUCAAUGCUUGCGCAAAAAUCACCAAGUCUGCCUCACCAGAGUGAUCAGCUUUAAUGAUAAGGGCGUGUACUGUAAGAGGGACGAGGGAGAGGACCUCCCCAUUCAGCUGCUGAUUCUCGUUCAAAAGAAGCUGCAGAAAAGGUUAAAGAGCAUGGAAAGGGAGGCAGCCCUGCUGUGCUAUCUGAGAAGAAGCGAAACGAAGGAGGUAGACCACACACAGGGGGACUCCACCAAGUUCGUUCUCCCCAAAGAGGACACACCGAAAAGCGGUUCCGAUUUUAGUGCCACAAUCCGAAGUGAUGAUCAUUCCGACGACACCCCCCGAAGCAGUGGCAGUAGAAAAGGGGACCUCCAUGUGGAUCGUCCCAACUCGAACCACUCUCGGGACAACCUUGCGGGGGUCGACUACGAUGAGAUUCACAAGCUCAUCAAUUCCGCAGAAACGAUUUUCAAAAAAAGAAUCUCAGACCAGCAGCUGGAGAAAUUGCUCCUCCGGAUGCGCAGCAGGGGGAAUGACCACAGUGAGGCAACUCGAGGGAGUCUUUCCCAUCUUGCUAACCUCACCAACCUUGCGAACGUGGCGAAUAUUAACAAGCUAGCCAACGUAGCAAAGAUUAGCAGUAUUCCUAACCUGGGCACCCCUGAUAGGGGUCUCUCACCCAGCAGAGCGAACUUCCCAAAGGAUGAAGCCGUGGAUGUCCACUUAGGCCUCGAAGACUAUUAUGAAUUUGUUCGCUCUGGUAAAAAUGAAUUAAACAACACGUUGCGAGACUCUUGGAAGCUCGGUAUUGAUGUUAGCAAGACGAGCAAAAAGAACAAAUUUGCGUGA
Molecule: messenger RNA, 1734 nt
Organism: Plasmodium coatneyi
Lineage: Eukaryota; Apicomplexa; Aconoidasida; Haemosporida; Plasmodiidae
Exons: 1
Coding region: 1-1734 (577 amino acids)
Source: RefSeq, a predicted model, not a curated record